AUUACCAGCCCGAAUUUAAAUGAAGUGGUUCCAACAGCACACGACUGGCUCGGCGUUGUCUGUAGUUCGGAUUACAUAUCACACAGCUCACUUCCUGAAUCUUUUUGGAGGUUGGCUGCACAUCGAGCACACAGCAUGUCGCAGUCAGACAGCAGGCAGCGAUGAAUUCCGCGAACAACACUGACGCACAGGAGGAAAAGCUCUUCAGCUCCGGCACUUACAAAUUGUUGGCGGUCAUUGUGGGCACGAUAGGUGCCGUGGGCUUCUGUAACAACCUCCUGAUGCUGGUGCUUUAUUGCAAAUUUCAGAGGCUCAGGAGCCCCUCCAAUCUCUUCCUCGUGAACAUCAGCAUCAGUGACUUGCUGCUGUCGAUCUUCGGAGUUUUCUUUACCUUGAUCUCCUGUGUAAAAGAGCGAUGGAUUUGGGAUAACGGUGCUUGCGUCUGGGAUGGCUUCAGCAACAGUCUGUUUGGAAUUUCAUCAAUAAUAUCGCUGACUGUCUUGGCAUAUGAGCGUUACCUCCGAAUGGUGAAUGCGACGGCAAUUGAUUUCUCCUGGGCUUGGCGAGCCAUCACCUACAUCUGGCUUUACUCACUGGUCUGGAGUGGAGCGCCACUAAUUGGCUGGAACAGAUAUACUCUGGAGGUGCAUAGACUAGGCUGCUCAGUGAACUGGGACGCGAGAAACCCCAGUGACACCUCGUUUAUCCUCUUUUUAUUCCUGGGAUGCCUGCUUGUCCCUCUAGGUGUCAUAACUUACUGUUAUGGGAAUAUUUUGUAUACUGUAAGAAUGCUUCGGAACAUUCAAGACCUUCAGAUGGCCCGAUUUGCAAGGAUCUUAACAUAUGAGAAGAAUAUGUCAAAGAUGUGCUUCUUCAUGAUCUCUGUGGCCUUCUCUUGUUUGCUGCCAUAUGCUGUGACGUCCUUUAUGGUGGUUUAUGGUUACACUGAUGUUAUUACCCCCUCUGUAACCAUCAUAGUUUCACUUCUUGCCAAAUCGAGCACAACAUCUAAUCCCAUCAUUUAUACCUUCAUGAGCAGAAAGUAUCGAUGGUGCCUAAUGCAGCUCCUCUGCUCUCGUAUUAUGAGGAUCAAGUGGGCAAUUAAAGAUCGCACUGUUAGAGUCAGAAGUGAAAAGCCAAUCAAACCUAUCGUCAUUUCUGAAAAGGUUGUGGACAGACCAAAAAAGAGAGUGACUUUUAGUUCAUCUUCGAUAAUCUUCAUCAUAGCAAAUGAUGAAACUCAGGAUAUUGGUAGCACUGCUGAACUCAAUGCUACAAACCCAAAUGUUGUUCAGGUGAGGCCUCUGAGAUCAGAAAGAGCAUGAAGAGGAAAACUGUAUGUUGCCAUGAUAUGGGAGAGUUGUUCGUGCCAUGGCCCCUAUUAGACUGAGACAUUGCACCACCAUGAUUCGUGCAGCACCUUGCACCUGAGCCUUGAGGAAAAGUGAUAUUAAACUGUUAUUUAAAAUUUUA
Messenger RNA from Mobula hypostoma (lesser devil ray), 1473 nucleotides. It is a transcript of the gene opn3, whose product is annotated as opsin 3. Lineage: Eukaryota; Metazoa; Chordata; Chondrichthyes; Myliobatiformes; Myliobatidae. The coding region runs from base 162 to 1325 and encodes 387 amino acids. The transcript has 4 exons. The record is from RefSeq and is a predicted model, not a curated record. Gene Ontology annotation, cellular component: plasma membrane; photoreceptor outer segment. Gene Ontology annotation, biological process: G protein-coupled receptor signaling pathway; phototransduction; cellular response to light stimulus. Gene Ontology annotation, molecular function: G protein-coupled photoreceptor activity.